Molecule: messenger RNA, 1125 nt
Organism: Suillus bovinus
Lineage: Eukaryota; Fungi; Basidiomycota; Agaricomycetes; Boletales; Suillaceae
Exons: 8
Coding region: 110-1081 (323 amino acids)
Molecular function (GO): GTP binding
Source: RefSeq, a predicted model, not a curated record
ACCCGGACGAUGCAAGUAUUACUUCCGCAAAAGUUGCACUGCAAGUUGGGGGAUAUAAUAUGAAGGUAGUAGAGUCGGUCAUCGCCAUCCAAUCCAAGCCUAGAAAAAGAUGUUCCUAAGCGUCAUACUAAAUGCUUCGGGCGCUCAAAGAGUUCACACACUGUUGCCUUCCUCCAUCAUGAAUGCUUUGGAGAUAAGAAGAAAUAUCAAACGCUUCCGAAUACUCAUUAUUGGAAGAGCGAACGCAGGAAAAACCACCAUCCUCCGGAGGGUUUGUAAGACACGGGAGAACCCAGAAGUAUACAACAGCGCCGGGAAAAAGAUAGAUCCUGCCGUGUUGAUGGCAUCUAGAGAGCGCGGAAUGCACGACAUCGAGAAUGAAAUGGUGUUUCGAAACAACCCAGGCUUCGUCUUCCACGAUUCACGUGGGUUUGAGGCAGGAGGACAGUCCGAAUUCGAUAAGGUGAAGGCUUUUAUCGCAAGUCGUUCUAAGAAGCCACAUUUGUGCGAUCGAAUCCAUGUCAUAUGGUACUGCAUUCCGAUGGACGAGGAUGGCAGGUCUUUCACGGAAGGGGAAGUCAAGUUUUUUUCUCAGUGUGAUACUGGAAGCAUCGCAGUAAUAGUGUUAUUCACUAAAUUCGACGCUCUCUACGAUGAUGAGUUUGCAGAGCUAAUAAGCAAGGGAGUAUCGAGAAAAGAUGCUGAAGCGCUGGCCCCGCAGCAUGCCAAAGAUGCAUUCGUCAAUGGGCCACAACUAAAGCUUUUGUACAACUCCAAGGGCAACCAUCGUCCUCCAAGAUGUCACAUAUGCCUGCCUGAUAUGGACAAGGAUGAUGCAGACUGCGGGCCACUUAUUGAACGCACGGCUGAAACUUUGGAUGAUGAUACACUCAAACAGAUGUUUGUCUCGACUCAGCGGACCAACUUGGAGGUGUGCAUGAGAUAUGCAGUCAAAUGGCCACUUGCACAGCACCUAAACUUCUCUCAGAAAAUCUCAUCGUGCAUAUCUGGGAAAUCCGACCGCCAGAUUGUAAACGAGUUGGGUUUGUGGUUUCCAUAUACCUCAGUGAGAUUUGUCUGAUCAUCUCUGCCAGCAUGCUGACUUAAGGCAUUCUUGAUCCCUUA